Tachyglossus aculeatus (Australian echidna) is the source of this 2017-nucleotide messenger RNA. RefSeq names its product zinc-binding protein A33-like. The transcript has 7 exons. NCBI's taxonomy places the organism in Eukaryota, Metazoa, Chordata, Mammalia, Monotremata, Tachyglossidae. The record is from RefSeq and is a predicted model, not a curated record. Gene Ontology annotation, molecular function: metal ion binding; protein binding. The coding region runs from base 81 to 1352 and encodes 423 amino acids.
GGGUUUCGGGCCUACUUCCGGUGGAGCCUGGGCCAGGGGCCUGCAGUGGCCAAGCUGAGGGCCACAGCUGAAGUUUGGGGAUGGCAGGCGUGACGGAGGAGGCGAGCCUUCGCGAGGAACUGACCUGUGCCAUUUGCUGUGAUCUGUUCACUGACCCGGUGAUGCUGGAGUGUCUGCAUCACUUCUGCAAGGAGUGCAUUCAGCGCUACUGGGCCUCCUGCCCUCGUGUCGCCUCCUGCCCCCAGUGCCGCCGGGAGGUCCCCGGCCGGGCCUUUCGCAGGGAUUUCUUGGUGUCUGGGGUCGUGGAGAAGGUAAAGAAAUGCUGUGUGGAAGAACACCAGAGAGAGAGGCAGAAACAGCUGGAAGAAGCCCUACAGUUCCACCAGAGCGAGAAGGAGAAUUGCCUGAAGAUGAAGCACAAAGCUGAGAAGGAUCUCUACCACAUCACUAAAAGCUCCGGAGAGCUGACCUGGAAAGUGCGGGCAGCGUUCGAGCGCCUGCAUCGGAUCCUGGAGGCCCAAGAGAAAGAAGCGUUGCUGGAGCUGAGCAAGGAGGAGGAGGAGGCCGUGGUGAGGCUGCAGGGCCGCAUCCGGGAGUUGGAGCGGGACCUGUGGGAGCUGGAGAGGAAGAUACAGGGGAUGCAGCAGGCCCUGAAACGGCCGGCCCAGCAGGAGGACACCAGCAGUGCCAGACCCACGCUCCCCCGGGGGUCCCAGCCACCCUUCAGCCUGCAGCUCCAGGAGAACAAAUACGUGGGCCCCCUGCAGUACAUAUUCUGGCGGCAGAUGCUGCGGUCUGUCCAUCCAGCUCCCGCCCCUCUGACCCUGGACCCGGACUCAGCCCACCCGAGCCUGGUGCUCUCUCGCGACCUGACGGCGGUGACGGAGGGAGGCUGGCCGCGGGUGGGACGCAGGAGCCCCCACCAGUUCCGCCAGUGCGUCAACGUGCUGGCCGCCCAGAGCUUCAGCGACGGCAGCCACUACUGGGAGGUCUGGGUGGGCGGGAAGACCAAGUGGGACCUGGGGGUGGCGGCAGAUUGGGUUGACCGGACGGCCCGGGUCCAGCUGUGCCCGGAGAAGGGCUACUGGGCCCUGCGGCUGAGGAACAGGGAUGAAUACUGGGCCGCCGCCACGCCCCGGGUGCGCCUGAACCCCAAGUCCCGCCUCAGGAAGCUGGGGGUCUUCCUUGACUGUGAGGAGAAGAGGGUGGCCUUCUACAACGCCGAAGACAUGUCUCAUCUCUUCUCCUUCCACGGUGCCCUCGCCCCGCGCCUCUGCCCCUUCUUCAGCACCUGCUUCAGCGACAGUGACGAGAACAGCGAACCCAUGCGCAUCUGCCACCUGGUCCUGUAGUUCCCUUCCCGCCCCGGCCCCGAGCCGUCUUCGGAGAUGCCGGGGGAAGCCGCCCGAGCUCCUGGCCCACGACCCCCUGGACGAACUGGGCCGGGGAUGAGUCCGGAACUAGGGCGGAUCACCCACCCCAACUGGGGCCUAGCGCGAACCUCCCCCGCCAAUCCCGCCCGGCCGGCUCUGCCCUCACUCAGACCUGCCUUUCCAGCCCUUGGGGAUGGACGGAUAAGCUUCCCGAACUGCAAGGUGACAGACUUCCUCGGCCACCGGGCUGGCGGGCCUCUGACACCGUGUGCCUUUCUUGGGCUCCUACGUGCCCCCCGCACGCUCUCUUCGCGUGACCUCCUCGCCGCCAUCCGUUUUGGAGCUUGUGGGCGGGCGGUGAGGGGAAGUGAGCGGAGAGGGAGGGGAGGAAAGUCCUUUUGUGAAGGCUCUGCUUUUUCCGCCCUCUGCAUCCGUGGUCAUUCCCAGAUAGUGACCGGGACCAGGGCUCUCAGUCACAAAGUAACUGUCCUGCCCGCCAUCCCUCACCCCUUUCAGUUGCCCAGUCUGGGCAGUUGUGGCCUUAGCUUUAGGUAGUUUUGGUGGGAGAGGGAUAAGUGGGACUACUGACUGGCUAUUUGCAAAAUGCUGGGACUGAAGAAGAAUAAAGGUGGAAUUCCCUGCCC